AUGCGUUCUCCAUUUUUAUCUCACAAUAUUAAGGCACGAAUAUUUGUUGAGCAAGUGACACCGCUUUAAGCUCAAGUCCUCGACUUUCCAAUAAAAACGUCCAUAAUCAAUAGAAUAUUAAAGAAAUCUAUUAGAAAUGGAGUACAAAGUGAUUACAGAAGAGCAUUUCGAGCGAGUGAUUGAGCAUUUGCGUGGAAAUUUCUUUGCCGACGAGCCGCUUAAUCAUGCGGCCGGACUCUGCCAGCAUGGCGGUGGCAACGCUGAACUGGAGCAUCACAGUCUGGCAACGCUGCAGGAUCAGCUCAGCCUGAUGGCCGUCGAUGGGCGCGCUGACAGCGCCACCUAUGGCCAAAUAGCUGGUGUCAUACUCAACGGCAUAUUGCGUCCGGGCGAUACGGAAGAGGCGCUGGAAAAACUACAGCACAGCAUGGACGAAAAUUACAAGAAGAUAUUUGAGCUGCUCUACGGGCACAGCCUGCAGGUGGAUCUAUUUGCACGCUACAAUGUGGAGCGCAUCUUUGAUGUGCGCAUCCUAUCGGUGGAUGCACGCUUCCGGGGCCAGGGCAUCGCCAAGGAGCUGGUGCGUCGCGCCGAGCAGGUGGCACGCAAAUCCGGCUUCCGUCUGCUCAAAGCCGAUGCCACCGGCAUAUUCUCCCAGAAGAUAUUGUGCUCCCAGGGCUUUCAGCCAUUCUCGGAGCAGCUGUACGCCAAAUAUACAAACGAUGCCGGCGAGAUUAUAUUGCCCGUGGAGGCGCCGCACAUUAAGCUCCAGCUGCUAACUAAACAGCUCAACUAUGAGAACAAUAAGGAUAUUCCGUCGAUGCAGCAACAGUAAAGUUCAAAACACAAUUUUUAUAGACCAUUUUUUUUUUAUAUAUAUUCUAUAUAGAUAUAUAUAUAUAUAUUUCUAUGUAAACGCGAUCUUGGAAUGUGCAAGGCAUAAAGUCUCAAGUAAUCUCAGGCAAAUAUUUGUAAUAUAAUGCGUGCGGAAUUACAAAAUAUUUAAUAACUA
This is a messenger RNA of Drosophila virilis, 1012 nucleotides long. RefSeq names its product Arylalkylamine N-acetyltransferase-like 7 (gene AANATL7). The record is from RefSeq and is a predicted model, not a curated record. Gene Ontology annotation, molecular function: N-acetyltransferase activity. NCBI's taxonomy places the organism in Eukaryota, Metazoa, Arthropoda, Insecta, Diptera, Drosophilidae.